Callorhinchus milii (elephant shark) is the source of this 5278-nucleotide messenger RNA. RefSeq names its product thyroid hormone receptor associated protein 3a (gene thrap3a). Gene Ontology annotation, biological process: positive regulation of transcription by RNA polymerase II. Bases 274 to 3066 code for a protein of 930 amino acids. Gene Ontology annotation, cellular component: mediator complex. Lineage: Eukaryota; Metazoa; Chordata; Chondrichthyes; Chimaeriformes; Callorhinchidae. The record is from RefSeq and is a predicted model, not a curated record. The transcript has 13 exons. Gene Ontology annotation, molecular function: transcription coregulator activity; DNA binding.
GCGGGGAGCUCGGCGCAGGCGCGGUGCAAGCGCAGCGGCGUCAUUGGUGAGGGUCGGUCGGACACGCGGAUCGGCCGCAUGCACUGAGAUUGAAAACCUGUUUGCCUGCCUGUUUUGAACUUCUCUUCUGCUACCGAACGUUCUUCUUAACUGCUAAUGAGGCUCUCAGACACGAGCACAGCUCUUGGAUGGAUCAUUCCUUGUGAGUCUUUAGAUUGAUUUCUGACCGAGGUGGGGAAGAAGCUGCUUUAUUGCCAUUCAGUAACUUCAGAGAUGUCGAAGGCUGCUGCUUCAAAGUCGCGAUCCCAAUCAUCCCAUUCGCGGUCUCGCUCCCGCUCCUUUUCCAGGUCUCGUUCCCGAUCCAGUUCCCGCUCGCACUCCAGGAAACGAAAAUACAGCCCCCGUUCCCGCUCCAGGUCGUACUCUCCAGCGCAUGCCCGUGAGCGGCACUACCCACGGGAGCACCAGCCUCGGGAGUUCCGAGGGCACCGUGGCUAUAGGCGGCCGUUUAUCCAGCGACGGGGACGGGGCUACUACCCAAGAGGGAACUGGAAUAACCGCGGAGGAUAUGGUAACUAUGGCAAUUACAACCAUUACGGCGGAUACAGACCCAACUGGCAUAAUUAUCGGUCGACCUACAGCCCCCGGCGAGGGCGCUCGAGGUCUCGCUCUCCCAAGCGCAGGUCUGGCUCCCCGCGCUCCAGGAGUCGCUCUCGAUACUCUGACAAAUCGUCGUCCAGUGGAUCGAGGAGGUCUUCGUCGUCGAGGUCCCAUUCCUCGCCUCGUCGCAGCCGUUCACGAUCUUCCAAACAGCGAAGGAGGAAGAGCAAGAAGGAAGCAACUGCUUCUCAGGCUUCACCUCAAGCCGCUGAAGACCAGGAGAAGGUGUCGGGUGAAGCCAAGAAUGAUGAUGGUGUUGUGGCUGUGCCUGGGAGCCUGGCCGCCAAACGCAGCGACUCGUGGAAAGGCCUGAUUGCAUACGACACCAGCCCAAAACAGCCGAGUGCAGCCCCACGCUCCACAGUCGUGCUGAAGACCAGCCCCGCAUUACAGCAGAGUCCUUCAAUGUCGGGGGCAGGGUCUCGUGCUGAGCCCCACCAGAGCCCACAAGGCCACAGCCCACCUCCACAAAUCACCUUACAUCAUAGCCCUCCUUCACCUGAUCCAAGCCUGAGCCCGCCAUUGGCCAGUGCUCAAAAGGAGGAGAUGCAUCACGGAGGGUUGGGCUUGUUCAUGGAUCAGCCAGUUCCAACCAUUUCUUCAUAUUUAAAGAGCAUGGCGAAAAUGGAAUUCUACGUGAGAAAUAACGCAGAGAAAGGCAGCCAGUCCCCAAAGCGGUUCAAGAGCGCAUCCACGGAAGAGUUUGAGAAACUCUCAAAAGCAGAAGCACAACACAAGUUUGGGUUUGAGAAAGAGGAGCUGGAGGAACAGGACAAGAAUUACUCAGCCAAGAGCCAGAGGGGUUAUGAGUACGAUGAGGAGCCCAAAUUCCGGACCAAAGUGUCCCUUUCUGCCAUUAAAACACAGGAGAGAUAUGAGGAAGAGGAGGAGGAAGAUGAGAAUGGCAGACUGUGCAAACGAGAUGAAUUGAGUUAUUUUACAAAGCACAUCACUGUGUCCAACGACAAGUACAGGGCUGUGAAAGAGGAGGAGGAGGAGGAAAUAAUUCCUGAGAGAUUUAAAAAGGAGGAGCGCUUUCUGAUAAAGAAAGGUGAUGUGAGCAGAUACCGGGAGUUGUCACCUGAAAACCUUGUGAAAGCGUCCAAGUAUAAAGAGGGCCGAGUGGAAAGCCCCCCGCAGCGCAAGGGCUCAGACAUCAAAGAGCGGGAAGAGAGCCCGCCAGUGCUCACACCCGUGGUCCCCAUUUACCGUCCACCUGAGGUGACAUUGAAAAUGGACCCUGUGCCGUUCAGCACCGGCAUUCUUGGCUCAACCAACUUCCUAUCUCAUGAGCGGCGGCUCAGUCGGGACCUUGUUCAUAAACCCAAAAAGGAUCAGGAAUUCCGUUCCAUUUUUCAACAUAUUCAGAUGGCUCAGUCUCGUCGCAGUCCUUCAGAACUGUUUGCACAGCACAUUGUGACACUGGUCCAUCACGUCAAAGAGCAUUACUUCAAGUCUGCAACUGUCACAUUAAACGAGCGCUUCACAAUGUACCAGAGGAGAACGGCUCAGCAGGAGCCUCCCAGACAGCAGAGCCCAGAGAUCCACAGGAGAAUUGAUAUUUCGCCCAGCUCUCUGAAGAAGCACAUGCACCUGCACGAUGGUAUGAAGAGUCCCCAGGACAGCAGUGGCAAGGGAGAAGGGAAAUUGAGGGAGGAACCUACUGAUCUCAGACUUGAUAUUGAACGGCGCAGGAAAUAUAAAGGCAAAGAGGGAGAUCAUAAAAAAGAUGGCUCCAAAGUAUCAAGAGAUUCCAGCCAUUCCCGGGAGCGUUCAAAGGAAAAGUCUGGAAAGUCUUCCAAAUCAAGCAGGGAGUCAAAGAAGCAAAGGAAACGUAAAAAGGCUAGAGCUCGAUCCAGCUCCCCCUCCUCCUCUUCCUCCUCCUCUGCUUCACACGAGGGCAAAGAGGAGGGAGAUGAAGAGCGUGAGGAGCGAGAGGAGGGGGCGUCAGUCUUUAAUCGGGCUCGUCUCGGAUCGAAGGAGUUCAUUGGCCUCCCUGGGAGAAGCAGAGCCCGUGGAACCUUUCAGUUCAGAAUAAGAGGCCGAGGAUCAGGCAGGGGAGCUCUCCCAGGUCCCAGCAACAUCGGUAACCCUGGCAAUCAGACCUUCCCAGCUCGCCCCCGUGAAGAAGAUUGGGACCCGAAGUACACGCCUAAGAGCAAGAAGUACUAUCUGCAUGAUGAUCGCGAGGGAGACCGAGACAACUACUGGAGCGGCAAGCGGGGCCGGGGCACCUUCCUGCGUGGCAGAGGCCGCUUCCUGUACAAAAAGUCCAGCCCGAGCCCUAAGUGGACGCACGAUAAGUACCAAGGCAGCGGUGAGGAAGAGGAGGAGGAAGAGGAAGAUGGGGAAGUGGGCAACAUCGCAAACGAAGAUGAGAAAACACCAAGUACAACAGAGCAGUAGGGAGGCCGUGGCAGCGGGAGAGGAGCUAGCCUGGGCACAAUCUCCUCAUUAGAAUCAAUUGAACUGUGAUCCUGUGUGGGAUCUCCAUGGAGUUUACAGCGCAGUCGGUUAUUAAUUGUAGAGAGUGGGGGGAGGCAAAGGACCAAAGUUGUCUUUAAUGCAACCUAGCAUAAAAUCUAAUUCAUCUGUCGAUACCGGAUAGAAGAUUCUUCCUUUACUUCACAGCCCUACCCACCCAUAACGCCGUUUGGGGGACGCCUUUUUUACUAUUGCAUGAUGGUGCGACCUCUAUCCACCUGAGCCUGCAGAGUUCCCUGUACCGCCAGCCGACAACCUGAGCGCUGGAGAUUGGACCCAGCCAAUGUGGGUCUCAAGCUGAAACGCUCUUCAACGGGGAGUCGUUGGUUAGUGUCCUCUGGAGACCCACGUGGGUUUAAUGUCCCCAAGAUCCUUGACCCGCACUGCACCAAGCGUCCCCAGAGCUAGUAACUCCUCCUUUUCUGUCAAAAUUCCCCUUGAUCACUCUUCCUCCCCCCCCCCCCCCCCCUCCCCCGAAUCUUUGUGUCUCUGCUACAGCUGUUUUGCGCUGGAAUGUAACCAAAUUAAAAUGUUUUAUUUCAGGAGUAGAAAGUUUAUAGUUCUUGUUUUUUUAAAAAAAGUUCUCUCUCUAUCCCAAUCCCUCCAGUGGUGAUGAGUAUAAAUAGCAGAGGGCACAGCCUGUCUGUAGCACAACACCCACCCAUCAGACCGGGACCUGUGGUGGAAGGGGGUGAGAAGCACACUCUGUAGCUCAGGAAAGAGAGACAGACCGUGGUGGCUAGCUGUGAAGGAACAUAAUCGGGUGCAACUUUUUUCCUUUUAUUGAUUGCUGAGUGAAGAGAGAGACAAGGGCAAGUUUACCCUGAAUGUUGGCACUGUUGCUGACAGGCAGUCUCUAAUCUGCUCACUGGAGUAAGACUGUACUCUGCUCCCCAGGUCCACGUUAGACUGGCCCCAGAGAAACGUGUGAUUCUGCCAAUCGGGUUGCCCCCAAACUGCUCCAGACCCUGAGAUGUGUGUAACUCCUGUGUGUAAAGUAGUUGAGAUAUCAGGCUGGGGUAAGAAAGCCAGACUGCCGUACAAUAAAUACUCAUCAGUUUCCUUUAAACCUCCAGUGAUUGUUAUCUGAGUGUUAAUUCAACAUUUAGUCAAAAAUACUAAACUCGGAGCCAUGUUUUAUGUUCAGAUUGAUCCACACUGGGUCAACAGUGGACAACAGCCUGACACUGCACACUCUGACCACGUUACUGUCAGAACAGAGAGGCCCUGAGAUUCAAGACCUGCGCUCCUCUCCACCUGUCCACGAACAAAAUCCCUUUUUUUUAAAAAAGGUGAAAUGCGGAGCAAAAAUACAUUGCUCUGACUGAUUCUGUGUGUGAAGCAGUCCUGUUCAAUGCUGACCUGUCAGACCCCACCCACAAACAAGCUACGCAGAUUGCCAGACUUACGUAUAGCCCCCUCUCCCCCACCCCCCCAAAAAAAUAUCAUUUAAACUCAUUUUCCCAGCACAAAUCUACGUCUUGCUCUUUUUUUUGCUUCCUCUCCAUGACUGUUUCUACUUUGAUGAGCUUUUCUGCUUGAGGGUGUCACAUACGAGUUACAGCCUAUGACAAAAAUCAGGGCCCUGACAAGAGGAGGAAACGUCACACACGCUCGCUCCUCCAUCUCUGCAUAGUCAGACCUCAGCGAGUUGCUAGUCUGAUCCACAAUUGACUCCAGGAGCAGAGCCUGGGGAAGAGGGUUUAAGUGUCCAGACCUGGUUGGUGUUGACAAUCUGGUCUCUUGCUCCCCGCAUCGCAUCCCGCUCCAGUUUUGUUUUAUUUUUAUGUUUGUAUUAAGAAAAAUACCUGUUUCUUAAUGUAAAAAAAAGUGACGUGUGCUCUUUCAUUGCAAUAAAGCAUUGAAUUUUUUUUUAUACAUAGGAGUAAAUGCUGUUGAGGGGGAGCACACAGAUGGGGAGGUGCGGGUGCACUUAUUUUUGUAACUGUUUUGCUGGAUGCCUUAUCUCAAACAGCCAGUUAUUCUGAAUUGACCACAUUUUUAUCCUGGCAUUUACUUGUUAAUAUUUCUCUCCCUGGCGUUGUCAUUUUCAGCCGCGUUCUCCCCUCAACUUGUAGUUCGGCUCAUGUGAGAAGCAUCAUGUUUGAUUUUAAUUAAAUGCUUUUGUGCCGUC